Molecule: messenger RNA, 1858 nt
Organism: Eimeria acervulina
Lineage: Eukaryota; Apicomplexa; Conoidasida; Eucoccidiorida; Eimeriidae
Product: sybindin-like family domain-containing protein, putative
Exons: 2
Source: RefSeq, a predicted model, not a curated record
AUGAUUUAUUCUGUUUACAUAUUUCAUCGAAACCGCUGCAUCUUUGUCGCACAAUACCCGCAAAGAGGCACAAACCCUGCAUUAGCAGGCUCUGACUCUGCUGCUGCGACAGCAGCAGCAGCAGCAGCACAGCAGCAACAGCAGAGGAGCAGCAGCAGCGGGGGAGGUUCUUCUCGUCAGGGCUCUGCCUUCCCCCACGACGUCUCUUUGCAGCGAACUACGGCGGGUUCAGCGCUUGUAGCUGCCCCUGUACCUGCAGGAGGAGCAGCAGCAGCAGCAGGAAGCCUCCAACAGCGCGCGAGCAACGGACAAGGGGGUAGCUGCCUAGACACUCUAGCAGCAGGGGGCCCCGGGGCCCCCCUAACGAAGCGGCAGCAGCAGACGGGUCGUUUGCUUUCAGGUUUGCUGUACUCUAUGCGGCGUUUCUGUGAGCAGCUGCCCGAGGGGCACCCAGCUGCAGUAGCUGCUGCUGCUGCUGCUGCUGCAGCUGCUGCUGCUGCUACGCGGCAGGCCCACCAGCCUGCUGCUGCCGCUGCUGCAGCAGGGGGAACCGGGAUCGAUCUGCUGCUGCGGCAGCAGCAAAUGCUGCAGCGAGCAGCGCAGCUGCAGCAAGGAUCUUUCUUUGAGUUGCUGGCGCAGCAAAAGCUGCUAGAGGGUCUUUAUGCUGCUCUUCGGCACUGCGUCGUUACCCUCCAGAGUCUCUAUGCAGACAACACUCCUCCUGCUGCUGCAGCAGCAGCAUCAACAGCAACAGCAGCAGCAGCGCAGCAACGGGGGGCUGCUGCGGCAGAAACUGAACCGACCUCCGCAGAUGACGGCGCGCCACAGCAGCAGCAGCAGCAGCAGCAGCAGCAGCAAGGGCGGCAGCGACAGCGCCCUCAGUUUCGCUCGUUGAAGGGCUCCUUCUUAUCUGCGUGGCUGUGGGGCCGUUUGCUUCGCGCUGCAGCAGCAGCAAGAGCUGCAAUAUCGUCAGCAGCAGCAGCAGACCGGGGUUCUAUUCGUUUGCUGCUGCGUGCAGAUGCUGCUGCUGUAUUGCGGUGGGUUGAGCAGCACUUUGAUUUACUUUAUUUGCUGCUGCUUGCUGCUGUAGAGACGCAUAGCUUUGCUUCUACUGGGGCUUCCUUCGCUGAGGGCUUCUAUUGCAUGAGUAGGGCGGAUAGAAGGCUGUUUAUGCUUCAUACUCGCCUCAACUACCCCCAUAUAUACAGCAGCAGCAGCAGCAGCAGCAGCAGCAGUGGUAAUGGUGAGGCAGCAAGGCAGCCCCACUCACUGCAGACGAAGGGGGGGGUGCCGCUACCCCUUCCGACGGCGCUGCUGCAGCAGCAGCAGCAAAUAAGCAGGGAUGCUGCAGCAGUUGCUGCUGCUCUCCCACGCUCUAUGACUCCCCUAAAAAUCGCUUGCUGCGUUGCUGUGGAGGUGCUGCUGCCGCAUCUGCGGCGGCAGCUGCAGCAGGCUCACCGGCUGCAGCAGGAGGCCCCAGAAGCAGCAGCAAGCGCAAGAGCAGCAGCAGCAAGACGUAUUGCAGCGGCAAAAGAAGCAGUUGCUGCAGCAGCAGCAGAAUUAAAAAGACAGCAAGAGGCCCCACUUCCUUCUUCCUCUCUCCCAGCCGAUAUUCUUUUGCUUCUAAGCAGCAGCAGCGACGUCAGCGACAGCAGCAGCAGCGACGGCAGCGGCAACAACAGCAGCAACAGCAGCAGCAGCAGCAGCAGUAUCAGCCCACCAGAUACAACAACACUGCGUCUGACAGCAGCAGCUGCUGCUUGGGGGGAUCGUUUGUGGUUGCUGCUGCGUCGUUUCCGUUUGCGGUUGUUGCUGCAGUGGCUUCGUUUGCGUUUGCUGCUGCUGCAGUUUCUGCGGU